AUGGCAACUACCUCGGCACUAAACACAACGAUACCGCCACUGAACAAAACGACACCGCCACUGUAUAGAAUGACACCGUUCGAACUUCCAGAAGCCUUCCGAAUUGCAGAAACAGUAUUUCUAUCAUGUUGCGUAGCGUUAUGUCUGACUGGGAAUACUUUGAUCUUGCUGUCUCUAAAACGCUACCUGACCCUACGUACACCUGCUAACGUAAUCCUAGGAAGUUUGGCAUUCUCUGAUCUGCUCAUGGCUAUCCCAAUGUUCAUAAUGAUGCACACUUUAGCCACCAGAAAUUUUACAGGCGUACAUACGGACAUCCAAGCUGGGAUAUCUACUACCCUCGUCGCCACAGCCAGCCUACAUAUUGGCCUGAUCAGCCUUGAUCGUUUUAUUUCAAUUCGCUAUGCUUUGCGAUACGUCAGCCUUGUGACAAUGAGCCGAAUCGCAAAACUUUUAGCCUUAAUCUGGGGCGUUGCUGUGACCCUAGUUGGAAUGGUCCUACUAUUAACUGCAACUCUAGCACCGAAUUCGGAUGCAAAACGGAUUCUGUUUUAUCGUAGACCUCCAAUAACAGAACGCUACAACACACAUGACUUUCAUCCUUUGAUUAUUGUCUACAAAACAUUG
This is a messenger RNA of Paramuricea clavata, 627 nucleotides long. The record is from the annotation of a GenBank genome assembly. NCBI's taxonomy places the organism in Eukaryota, Metazoa, Cnidaria, Anthozoa, Malacalcyonacea, Plexauridae.